CGCCCUUGGGCCGGCCCCGCGCCGCAGUCCGUUUUGCUGGAGGCGCGCGCCGCCAUUCGAGCGGUGCAUGUGCGGCAAUAGCACGUCUGUCCUGCUUCCUGCCACCGUGCCCGCCAUCCGGAGAGCCACCGCCGCGGUGAUUUUCCUGCAUGGAUAUGGAGAUACAGGGCAUGGAUGGGCAGAAGCCUUUGUGGGUAUCAGAAGUUCACAUAUCAAAUACAUCUGCCCACAUGCACCAGUUAGGCCUAUAACAGUGAAUAUGAACAUGGCUAUGCCUUCUUGGUUUGAUAUUUUUGGGCUUUCACCAGAUUCACAGGAGGAUGAACCUGGAAUUAAACAGGCAGCAGAAAAUGUAAAAGCUUUGAUAGAGCAAGAGGUGAAGAAUGGCAUCCCUUCUAACAGAAUUGUUUUGGGAGGAUUUUCUCAGGGAGGAGCUUUAUCUUUAUACACUGCUCUUACCACACAGCAGAAACUGGCUGGUGUCACUGCACUAAGUUGCUGGCUUCCACUCCGGGCUUCAUUUCCACAGGGUCCUAUCAGUGGUGUUAAUAGAGAUAUUUCUAUUCUUCAGUGCCAUGGAGAUUGCGAUUUUGUAGUUCCCCUAACGUUUGCUUCUCUUACUGCCGAAAAGCUAAAAACAUUAGUAAAUCCAGCCAAUGUAACCUUCAAAACCUAUGAAAGCAUGAUGCACAGUUCAUGUCAACAGGAAAUGAUGGAUAUCAAGCAUUUCAUUGAUAAACUUUUACCUCCAGUUGAUUGAUGUCACCAAGAGGCCUUGUGUAGAAGUGCACACCAGCAUCGUUACAGUAGCGUAUAAACCUUCUCCCGUGCCCAAUCUUGAAACUUUUAAUGUUUGCGGUGUUAAAAUGUUUUGCAAAUACCCACCGGUGACACAGAGUACAUAGCAUCUCCUUGUGGGAAAUAUGGUCUUUUAAGUUUCUAUACAUGUAUUUGUAUAAUAUGGUUCAGAAUAUACUAGUAUUAAAAUAAGUGAAGCAUCUAAGCUUCUUUUUCCCAAAUGUAAUUCAGCAAAAUAAUAAAAUAUUAUAACCAGAUUUUUUAUUACAUCAUUUGAAAAUUAUUAGUAUGCUUAAUGAAAAUUUGUUAGGUAUCAAUGAACAGUAAGAUAUAAAUGAUUUAUGCAUGCUGUGACUUAGUCUUUGGACUUACUCCAAAAUUACUUAGUCACCAUGCAUUAUCUGUAUUUUUAUAUAUGUAUUCGUUAUAUACUUAAUGAUUGUAAUACAUAAUAAGGAUGAGAUGUUAACUACAUUUUCCCAAACAAUAGGGAUAAUGCUUCUAAGAUCAGUAAAGAGUAAUAUUCCUCUCUUCAGUUAAUGGCCCUUUUAUUUUGGGGACCAGGCUUUACUUUCCCUGAUGAUUUCUGUUUAAUAUUUUUUUCCUCUCCAGAAAUGUGUUUUUUUUUAAUCUUUCAUAACAGACCAGAUAUUGCCUCCUUGCCAUAGACAUCUGCUGCCAAUACAUGCUGUAAUUUGAUAUUCUGAAUCACAGAUUUGAUGGUAUCUAAAGUGUAGUUACACUUAUAUAAAGAAACUUUUAAACUUCCUACACUACUUAUUUCUUAAACUGCACCUUAAUCCAAAGUUAGACCUAUUUAGUUAUUAGAAUCUUUGAUUUAGAUAAUGGGAAUAAUUCUGUGAUUAUUUUUUCUGUAAUUAACUGAAAGAAUAAGGUCAUAUUUCUAGUAUGUUCUGGAAUAUUUAAGACAGAUCUUAAAAACCAAUUUCUAAGAUGAUUUGCUCUAAAAUGAUUGUCUUCGUAGCAUAGUUUUAGUUUACUUGUACAUGUGUUUGAAACCAACUACCAUAGAAAAUGAACAGUCUAUUAGAAAAAUUUGCUUUAUUUUUAUCUGCCAACGGACUUAUUUGAAAACUUCACUUUAGUCAGAUGGGUUUAUUUUAAUUUUUGUGCAAACAUAAAAGUAGCAAUUACUUGAUUUUAGGUAGUUGAAUUUUUCAGAUUAAUGGUAAAAAUUACUGGAAAACAAAUUUAUGGGUGACGGAGAUUAAUCACAACUCAAUACAUAUGAUGUGGACUGUAUAGAAUGUUAAUAAUGAAGCCAUAUGUUUAUGUCUGGAUUUAAAUGUUUUAAACAUUUACUAAGUCAUUUUGCUUUACCUUGAAGAAUAUAAAUUGUUAUUUUAGUUAUACAAAUCAGCAAAAUCUAAUUUAUGGCAGGAAAUAUUCCGUUGAAAUGUUGUGCUAUAAUAUGGGAAAAUGUAAAUCUUUUUCAUGAUUUCUACCAAUGUGGAAUAUACAAAUCAGCAAAAUCUAAUUUAUGGCAGGAAAUAUUCCGUUGAAAUGUUGUGCUAUAAUAUGGGAAAAUGUAAAUCUUUUUCAUGAUUUCUACCAAUGUGGAAUAAAAUUUUAAUUUUGA
Messenger RNA from Nyctereutes procyonoides (raccoon dog), 2398 nucleotides. RefSeq names its product lysophospholipase 1 (gene LYPLA1). The record is from RefSeq and is a predicted model, not a curated record. NCBI's taxonomy places the organism in Eukaryota, Metazoa, Chordata, Mammalia, Carnivora, Canidae. Bases 68 to 760 code for a protein of 230 amino acids. Gene Ontology annotation, molecular function: carboxylic ester hydrolase activity; palmitoyl-(protein) hydrolase activity. Gene Ontology annotation, biological process: protein depalmitoylation. Gene Ontology annotation, cellular component: cytoplasm. The transcript is spliced from 9 exons.